Molecule: messenger RNA, 414 nt
Organism: Drosophila takahashii
Lineage: Eukaryota; Metazoa; Arthropoda; Insecta; Diptera; Drosophilidae
Source: RefSeq, a predicted model, not a curated record
AGCCAGAAAAACUAUGCCAAAUCGAUCAAAUGAGCGUUGGUUUGUCAUCAUAACGUUGGCUUCGUGGAACUUAAUCAGUGGUUUCGGGUUCUACGCCUACAUUCUGGAUUGUUACGUAAACUAUCCACCUGAGCACCCGAAAAGGAAGUUCAAAUACCACACUUUUCCCGGAACUAUUGACUAUGAUGUUGUUAUUGGAAUUACUGUCGUCAUGCUUUUCCUGAUAUUAUCCUCGAUAUUGUUGUGCUUGGCAUUAAAUGAGUCCAGGAGGAAAUGUUUCAUCUACGGAAUUUGUAUUAGCAUGACUUUUCCGUGUUUCUGCCUUCCAAUUUGGCCUUUAGCUGUAACACAUGUCACUCUGGUUUUGAUUGCCCUUAGUUACUAUUUCGGUUAAUAUUACAAAAUUAAGUUGAG